AAUCAAUAUUUUGAAUUGAAUUUCCAGUCUUUAAAAUGUCUGACGACUUAUCCAAUCGCGGUAUCUAUUUUGAUGAUAUUUAUGUGUUACGAGUUCUCAAUCCCGAAAUUACAACCGAAACUAACGACCUGAGAAGUGAAAGUUCUGACUAUGUUGAACAACUGAGUGAAUUCCAAAAAAUCACGAAUGAAUUCAUCAAAGUGUCUGCAAAGUUUGCUAAAGAGGUGGACACUCACAAAAUGAUGGCUAUCGGGGCGAAGAAUUUAUUGAAAACUAUAUCGAAGCAACGGCAAACGGAACAAAGAGACUUACAGGCGAAAAUUUCGGAACGAAAAAUGGAAUUGGAUCGACUGAAGGUUGAAUAUCAUUAUUUGCAAAGGAUCAUAUCUGAGCAGCAGGAAAUAAUUUCUAAUUUUCAUGAAACUUGAGCGAAAUAUAAAGUGUUCAAAGACACAAA
Messenger RNA from Bradysia coprophila, 457 nucleotides. RefSeq names its product intraflagellar transport 20 (gene IFT20). NCBI's taxonomy places the organism in Eukaryota, Metazoa, Arthropoda, Insecta, Diptera, Sciaridae. Gene Ontology annotation, cellular component: centrosome; intraciliary transport particle; ciliary basal body. The record is from RefSeq and is a predicted model, not a curated record. Gene Ontology annotation, biological process: cilium assembly; protein localization to cilium.